Odontomachus brunneus is the source of this 1395-nucleotide messenger RNA. It is a transcript of the gene eEF1delta, whose product is annotated as probable elongation factor 1-delta. Gene Ontology annotation, cellular component: eukaryotic translation elongation factor 1 complex; cytosol. Lineage: Eukaryota; Metazoa; Arthropoda; Insecta; Hymenoptera; Formicidae. Bases 137 to 544 code for a protein of 135 amino acids. The record is from RefSeq and is a predicted model, not a curated record. Gene Ontology annotation, biological process: translational elongation. The transcript has 4 exons. Gene Ontology annotation, molecular function: translation elongation factor activity; guanyl-nucleotide exchange factor activity.
AAAAAUGUUUUCUUAAAUAGUUGUACAAGAUCUCGAGGCUGUACUGGAUAAAUUGGAGAAACGCGUGACAAGUCUCGAACAGCGCAUCCCUUACAUAGCGAUUUGUCCUGCGAAACCCGAGAGUGUCGAAGAACAAAUGCCAGAAAAGGAUGAAGAUGACGAAGAUGUUGAUUUGUUUGGUUCAGAUUCAGAGGGAGAUGAUGCAGAGGCCGCUAAGAUUAGGGAAGAACGACUCGCUGCGUAUACUGCUAAGAAAUCCAAAAAACCAGCUUUAAUAGCUAAAUCGAACAUUAUCCUAGACGUGAAACCAUGGGACGACGAGACGGACAUGAAAGAAAUGGAAAGCGAAGUGCGAAAAAUCGAAACCGACGGUUUGCUUUGGGGUGCAUCUAAACUGGUGCCACUCGCUUUCGGAAUUCACAAGCUGCAGAUUUCGUGUGUCGUAGAAGAUGACAAAGUAUCGGUCGAUUGGUUAAUAGAGAAAAUACAAGAAAUCGAAAAUUACGUGCAAAGCGUCGAUAUCGCAGCUUUUAACAAAGUGUAAACAAACGAAGUGAGCUGUAUCAUAGAAAACGCACGUGGCAACGUAGUCAAAAAUAAUAUAAUUCGUGUGCCAUUUUGCAUUCCAUUAGCUAAUAUCUGUAAUCGUAAAUAAUGUGUGCAUCUUAUCCCUAUUCAGAAUCGAAAAGUAAAAAUACUUAAUAUUCAACACAACAAACUUGAAUGUAAACUAAAGAAGUUUUAUUGUAAAUUUUUAUGGCAUUAAGGUUCCUGAUCUCUUGUUUAUAAUAAUAUCUGAACUCUUAUUUAAUAAUAUCAGAAAUCUUGUUUAAUAAUCACAAGUGAGAAAAACACCAAAAUUCCAAAUGACCAAAAUUCUUAAGUACUAUUUUUUAAUAAAAAGCUAUUUGUAUGAAACACUUCAGAUUGCUUGAACAUUCUUAUAUUCCGAAAACUAUCCUUUUCCCUUGAUGGUCAACAAAUAACUAGAGAAUAACAAAUAGAAUGAGAACUGUAGAACGCGAUAUGCAAUCUCUUCUUUUAAUUUACAUUUUCUUAUAACUUUGUCACGUUAAUUUUACAACCAUUUAUUAAUUGUUAAAGAGAGAAAAAUAGUUUUUGAACUAUUUUACAAAUAUGUUCAAGAGAUCUAAAGUGUUUUUUUUUUUUAAUUUUUUAAAUAUCUUUAUAUUUGAAAACGUAAGAAUUUUUUUAGCGUAUCAUUUUAUACCUCUAAUGUCACGAUCCAACAUAAUCGCGAUUAGUACUCUGGAACCUUAAGUACCAUGAUUUAAGUUUUUAUUUAAAGUAAUUUAAAUCUUACUUUUUCUCUAAAUUAUACAUUCUUUAUCAGAUUUUAUAGCGGAUAGAUAAAAAUAAAACUCAAAAUUUUAA